CCAGCUUGUUGUCACCGUUAUUUCUGACGCGCAUGCGCGCUGGUGUCGGUUUCCUGCUUUUUAAAUGAGUACCUGUGCUGCUUUUUGACCCACCUCUGUCGACUGUGUGUGUAUGUGUGUAUUUUUAAGCCCGCUCUGUCAUUCACUCACACACACACUCCCGUUAUUUCAGCGCGCUGGAGGUGAUUACCGUCUUUACCUGUCCGGGUUGCUCACCUGAGAGGACUCACCUGUCCCGACGCCGACUGACUUUUCUUAUGUUUUUGAUUUAGCGCUAGAAAGAAAAUCAGAGUCACAGAAGGGUGUGAGGGAAAAGGACAUAAAGCGGUCCACAACCUGCGACGCGAGAAGAGAGGUGCAAGGAGGAAGGAUAAGAGGGGAUCGACACCUUCCAUUUUCAUAUCCAACUUGCUCUUGUAACUUUCAGUUGUAGUUACGUCGCCAAAAGCGGAUUCGCUGCAAAUCCCUCUGAAGGAGUGCAGACUAAUUGAACAUGCCGAGGGCCUUUCUGGUUAAAAAGGCGAAUGUUUCACCUGGAAAGCGGAACUGGAGUGAACUCCCUGAUCAUGAACGAGGAGACGUCUACAUCCCAGUCUCCAUCUUUCCUCCAUCUGUCCUGAAGAUGGAGGCUGAAGCCAGCCCUGCUGAGAUGACACCGCUCUGCCUCAGCAAACAUCCAGUAUCUGACACGCGAAUGCACGCUGAGCUGCCGUCCAGCACGGUCUUGGGCCGACCACAGAGCCCGGUAGAUUCAUCUGAGGAGAGGUCAGAGGUCAGGAGGAGGUCGCAGGGUGGCUCCACAUAUGUGCGAUCCAAAAUCAAGGUAACUACAGGCGAGUUACCCUGCAACCCCUCUCCUCCUUCUCUCUCUCUUCCUCAUAUUCCUACCCCACCACCUAUGAACUCAAACGCUACUCUGAUGCCUGUUGCCUCGACGUCAACCCCCAUCACCCUGGAGGCGGUCUCCACGGUGACCAGAUCAGCAGGUCAAAGUCAAAGUUUGUCGAUGGGGACUACAGUGACCUAUGUGUGUCAGGUUUGCCAGAAGACAUUCCAGUUCCAGCGAAUGUUAAACAGACAUGUCAAGUGUCACAACGAGACAAAGAGACACCUGUGCGAUUUCUGCGGCAAAGGCUUUAAUGACACCUUUGACCUCAAGAGACACGUACGCACACACACAGGUGUCCGUCCCUACAAGUGCACCCUCUGCGAGAAGGCCUUCACCCAGCGCUGCUCCCUAGAGUCCCACAUGAAGAAGAUCCACAGCAUCACCCUGAAGUAUGCCUACAAGGAGCGGCGCAAUAAGCUGUAUGUGUGCGAGGAAUGUGGCCACACGGCAGGAACGCAGGACGAACUGCUGAUUCACCUCCACUCCCUUCACCCCAACAGCCCCCUGUUGAAGGGGAAGGCUGCAAGGAGAACAGGGGGGGGAAGAGAUGGACAGUCAGCGGGAGGGUCCAUGCCAGACUCUCCUCAAGGACCUGAUAGUGAUGAUACCACCGGAUCAGCAGGGCAGUAGAGGGGAGGAAGGCCAGAAAGAUCAGAUCAUCAAAAUAAGCUCAGAGGGAUGGAUGAAGGAUGGGUGGAUGCAUUAAAUGAUGGAUGUCUGAAUGAAGUGACACAAUACAGGUGGUUGACGAGUCAGAUUACACUGCAACAGGGAAGGUAAAUGUACUGUGUGUAAAAAUGUACAUAUUUAUAAAUGUGUGUGAAUUUGGGCAUCUGUACUGUAUAUAAAGAUGAUUAAGGUUAAAAUCAUGCUCCAAGCAUGGCCAAGACUUUGACUAAUAUAUAUUUUUAAAUAAGAUUGUGAUGGAUGUGGAUGAGCUCAUUAUCAUAUGUGACAGUACCAACAUAUAUUUUUGGUUUUAUAUUGGUUAUGGACAUUACCAGUGGGCUAUAUAGAAGUAUACAUAUUUUCUAUUAAAAAACCUAUUAAAGGAAAUUAUAUAU
Messenger RNA from Monopterus albus (swamp eel), 1953 nucleotides. RefSeq names its product ovo-like zinc finger 1a (gene ovol1a). The coding region runs from base 494 to 1519 and encodes 341 amino acids. Gene Ontology annotation, molecular function: DNA-binding transcription factor activity, RNA polymerase II-specific; RNA polymerase II cis-regulatory region sequence-specific DNA binding. The record is from RefSeq and is a predicted model, not a curated record. Gene Ontology annotation, biological process: regulation of transcription by RNA polymerase II; epidermal cell differentiation. The transcript is spliced from 5 exons. Lineage: Eukaryota; Metazoa; Chordata; Actinopteri; Synbranchiformes; Synbranchidae. Gene Ontology annotation, cellular component: nucleus.